This is a messenger RNA of Triplophysa dalaica, 2520 nucleotides long. RefSeq names its product homeobox A13a (gene hoxa13a). Gene Ontology annotation, biological process: regulation of transcription by RNA polymerase II. The coding region runs from base 33 to 965 and encodes 310 amino acids. Gene Ontology annotation, molecular function: DNA-binding transcription factor activity, RNA polymerase II-specific; RNA polymerase II cis-regulatory region sequence-specific DNA binding. The transcript has 2 exons. The record is from RefSeq and is a predicted model, not a curated record. Lineage: Eukaryota; Metazoa; Chordata; Actinopteri; Cypriniformes; Nemacheilidae.
AAAGAGCCACAAGUCUCCAUGUCCGACGGGCUAUGACAACGUCACUUAUACUUCGCCCGCGCUGGAUUGAUCCGAUCAUGUUUCUCUAUGAUAACGGCGGUGGUCUGGACGAAUCUGGAAAAAACAUGGACGGGUUCACGGGGGGCAACUUCUCUCCGAGUCCUUGCAGGAAUUUGAUGGCUCAUCCUGGCUCUCUUGCGCCCAGCGCUGCGUAUCCGUCUAGCGAAGUAGCUGCAGCAGGAGCGGGUGAGCCUGGCAAGCAAUGCAGCCCCUGUUCAGCCGUUCAGGGAUCGGCAAGCGCUUCACUCUCCUACGGGUAUUUCGGUGGCGGAGGAUAUUACCCUUGCCGAAUGUCACACCAUCACGGGGCCGGUGGCGGUGUUAAAACAUGUGCCCAGUCCCCCGCGUCUGCCUCGCCGUAUGGGGAAAAAUUCAUGGACACGUCCGCUUCGACAGGCGAAGAUUACACCACCUCGCGCGCCAAAGAGUUUGCCUUCUAUUCAAGCUACGCCUCGAACCCUUACCAGCCAGUUUCAAGUUACCUGGAUGUCCCUGUGGUCCAGGCAAUGAGCGGGCCUGCAGAGCAGCGGCACGAGACCCUAUUACCUAUGGAGAGUUACCAACCUUGGGCUAUCACGGCGAGUAGCUGGAACGGACAGGUCUACUGCACCAAAGAACAGCCACAGACGGGACAUCUAUGGAAGUCGUCUGUACCAGAAACAGUAUCUCAUGGAGGAUCAGACGGCAGCUCUUAUCGACGUGGGAGAAAGAAACGCGUUCCAUACACAAAGGUUCAGCUAAAGGAACUUGAACGCGAAUAUGGCACCAACAAGUUCAUCACCAAAGAUAAACGCAGACGGAUAUCCACUCAGACCAAUCUGUCUGAACGACAGGUUACUAUCUGGUUCCAGAACCGACGGGUAAAGGAGAAAAAGGUCGUCAAUAAAUUAAAAACCAGCAGUUAGCUUGACUCUGGAUAAAUUAGGGGACAACGAUCGCCCACACACUCAAAUAUGUGUUUCAGAGUUAUGAAACAAUAGACGUUUAUUAGACGAAUAUUUGUUUCUCCUGGACUACUGCUCUGAAUACACUUUGGAUCGGACAGGGUUGAAUGGUGACGCGGUGCGUCAUUUUGACGCCGCACCAGGUGUUGGCGAAAACUGUAUGGCCAUAUUCCCAACUCAGGACAAAAGAGGCCGACAUAUACCUGUUGUGUUGUGAUUAUUUACUUCUCGAGCAAUAUCUAUGUUCAAAAAUAAUUUUGAAUUUACGCCCCUGUAACUCUAUUAGCAUGGUUUGAGUCGAUUCAGUCUUCAAUGACGUCCAGUGUCAGUCUAUUUGAAAUGUAAUUAAAAUAUCUUUUUUCUUCGCCUCAUGCUGGAUAAUAUGAGGUAUGGACCCAGAUGUUUAUCAUAUUAAUGUGUGGUUAUUUCACUGCCAAAUAGGCUAGGCCUACACUAUAAAAUUACUGUGUGUUGGAAUAGCUUUGUGUUUUGUCGUUGUAUUUGUGUUUCUCAAAAAUCCGUCCUAAUAAAACAUUGAUAAGAAAACAAUGCAAGAAGACGUUAUAUAUAUAUUACAUAUUUUACCACACUAGACGACAUCGAAAAAUCACAAAAAAACUACAAAUAAAAAUUCUCGAACAUAAAUUUGAUUUAAACACAUCGGUCACAAUUUUUGUAAACGUCAGAUGUUCAAAAAGAAAGUGAUUUGUUGGAUGGGAUGGUGCGUAAAGUGUUUUUAUGGACUGCAUUACCAAAUAUAUUAGUAUUCAAUCUGUGAUAUCUCUUUAUGUCUUUAGAAUGUAACAAGAAAUAAUACAUUGUAUGUGCUUUGAGCCGUGGGCAAGAUAAUGGCGAGAACGGUAGAACAAUGGCGCCAUCUUCCGUUGGACGUUUGUAAGUGGAAGUAGAUGAUCUUGGUCGUGCACAACCACGAACAGUUCCAGCUGUAGGCUACUUGUCUACACAGUUGCUUGUCCUAAUUUAGUACCACCAAAUUCAAGUUUAGGCCUACCUGUUUUAGAGAAAAGUUUUAAUAAACGUAAAACAUGCUUUUUCUUAAACAUUUUAGUAGUUUUUGUAACUGCCAUUGUUGUAGACGAUUGAACAUUGAUUGUAUCAUUGAAGUUAAAGACUGAUAAACUGAAAUACAUCGUCCAAAUUAUACAAAAUAAAUGUAUUUAGUUCUGAGAUUAAGAUUAUUUUUGCUUUUAGAAAUUGACAGCGACAUAAAGUAAUAACGUUUCUAAUCUCGUUUUUUUUUUGACAUACACAGCCAUUCAAAAUAUAAGCGUCACUUAUUUGUUUCAUGUCAACGGUUUUUUCCACAGUUUAGAAUAAUUGUAAACUCAUCAAAACUAUUGAAUAACACACGUGUCGGAAUUGUGUGGUGACUUAAAAUGUUGGCUACAUUUACAAUUACAAUUUACGUUUUAUUGAAUAAUUUCAGUGUAUUCACCCUUUGCCUGAAGUUUUUUAAAAAUGUUAUCUUGGCAUUAAAUCAACUUUUUGAGGCCUC